Molecule: messenger RNA, 756 nt
Organism: Brenthis ino (lesser marbled fritillary)
Lineage: Eukaryota; Metazoa; Arthropoda; Insecta; Lepidoptera; Nymphalidae
Source: the annotation of a GenBank genome assembly
AUGCGACAAGCGCCUUGGACUCUUCUCGUCCUAGUCUUCUUCAUCGAAAGCGUUAUGGGCAAUUACGCAAAAUCCUUCUACAUUCAUUGGAAUACAACAAAUAGCAUAUUCAGAAUAGACAACACCGAUCAUGUAUUCGAUUUGAAUAAAGGCAACGCUCAGUUCGAGUACGACCAAGUGAACAUAAUAUGUCCCGUCUACGCGCCCGGCACCUUUGAGGAAGAUACGGAGAAAUACAUAAUAUAUAACGUUAGUAAAGAAGAAUAUGAUACUUGUAGGAUAACCAAUCCGAACCCGCGUAUUAUAGCGAUAUGCGAUAAGCCGCACAAACUGAUGUUCUUCACGAUUACCUUCAGACCGUUUACGCCGCAGCCCGGCGGGCUAGAGUUCUUGCCAGGUAAAGAUUACUAUUUUAUAUCAACGUCUAGCAAAGACGACUUGCAUCGACGUAUAGGCGGUCGCUGUCUGAGUCACAAUAUGAAGCUGGUUUUCCGGGUGUGCUGCAAGCCGGAAGACCAGCCACCUGCUCCACCAUCGCAGCCCACUCCUCCACCACCGCCGCCACCACCCACCAUGCCGCCGACCACCACAACUACUACCACAUUCAAGCCGGUAACCAAAAAGACGCACAAAUACGAUAAGACGCAAAACGAGGUUGUGAAGAGCGAGGAGCUUUCAUACUCUCGCGGGGCAGCGCUCGCUUCCUCCCUGGCUUUGGCUUUGGCUGCGACCGCCGUUUUAGCGCCCCUGGCUCGG